UGUCAAAACCGCGGCAGACACAUACACACACACUUCUCGUAAACGCUUGAGCAAAGAAAAUUCGUAAAAAUAUUUGAGCGGCGUCGAACUGCAGAAAAUCAAUAAUUAAGAGCUUAAAACGUGCGGAAAACAUUUUAAGGUAACGCAAUAAUGUCGAUCGGAGUACCCAUUAAGGUUUUACACGAGGCUGAAGGCCACAUAAUCACUUGCGAAACCAUUACCGGCGAAGUGUACCGAGGCAAACUCAUCGAAGCCGAAGACAACAUGAAUUGUCAAAUGACACAGAUUACAGUCACCUACCGGGACGGACGCACGGGCAAUUUGGAGAAUGUCUACAUACGCGGCUCGAAAAUCCGUUUUCUGAUCCUUCCGGACAUGUUGAAGAACGCACCGAUGUUCAAGAAACAGACGGGGAAGGGCCUGGGAGGGACGGCCGGCCGCGGAAAGGCGGCCAUUCUGCGUGCACAGGCUCGUGGUCGUGGCAGAGGCGGCCCUCCAGGCGGAGGACGAGGUAGCGGGGGCCCUCCUGGUGCCCCAGGCGGUGGCGGACGCGGAGCUUGGCAAGGCGGACCAACUGGCGGACGUGGACGCGGCGGUUUGUAAGGAUGCUCAAGGAUUUGAGCUGAGCAUUCUUUUUAAUAUUUAAGCUAGGGCGUUCUUUUAUUAGCGGGCGGGACGAAAUUGUU
Drosophila guanche is the source of this 686-nucleotide messenger RNA. It is a transcript of the gene SmD3, whose product is annotated as small nuclear ribonucleoprotein Sm D3. Gene Ontology annotation, cellular component: spliceosomal tri-snRNP complex; U2 snRNP; SMN-Sm protein complex. The coding region runs from base 151 to 603 and encodes 150 amino acids. The transcript has 2 exons. Gene Ontology annotation, molecular function: RNA binding. The record is from RefSeq and is a predicted model, not a curated record. Gene Ontology annotation, biological process: RNA processing; spliceosomal snRNP assembly. NCBI's taxonomy places the organism in Eukaryota, Metazoa, Arthropoda, Insecta, Diptera, Drosophilidae.